This is a messenger RNA of Pan troglodytes (chimpanzee), 2703 nucleotides long. RefSeq names its product transmembrane channel like 7 (gene TMC7). The transcript is spliced from 16 exons. Bases 710 to 2581 code for a protein of 623 amino acids. Gene Ontology annotation, cellular component: plasma membrane. NCBI's taxonomy places the organism in Eukaryota, Metazoa, Chordata, Mammalia, Primates, Hominidae. The record is from RefSeq and is a predicted model, not a curated record. Gene Ontology annotation, molecular function: mechanosensitive monoatomic ion channel activity.
GGACGGUGCCCCUGGGGUCCGAGGGCGCACGGAGGGAGCCGGGUGCUGGAGGCUCGGCCUGGCCGCUGUUCCCUCCCACCACCGGCGCCGGGUGCUCCCGGCUCUGGGGAACAGCAGGUGGGAAGGAGAUCUUCCUUAUUCCUGCUCCCUCCACAAACGCGUCCCAUCCAAUCCAGUGGAAGCCAGCCGGGCCAAAAGGACACUAGAACUGCAGUCUGGACCGUGGUGGGUUUGUCUUCCAGCUGUUGACCGAGACAGUCUUUCAAUAGCCUCAUCUGCUGUUAAAUGAAAGGAUUUGAGCACCCCCUCCACGCCUAACAUUCUGGUACGAGGUGCCUGCCUCCCGGACAUUUCAGCCUUCACAUACAGUUAGACCAACUUGAAACCGAAUUCUGCCUUGUCUGUUUAUUGCUGUGGGACCUUUGAGAACCUCUCUCUAGACUCCAGUUGCUUCUCUUCUCCACCUGUGAACUUCCUCCAAGAAUUGCCAAGCUACCGGUCCAUUGCACGUAGGAGAACGACUGUCCAUUCCCGGGACAAGCAAAGCGGAACUUUGCUAAAGCCAACCGACUCUUACAGCUCCCAGCUGGAGGACAGAAUCGCUGAAAACCUCAGCAGCCAAUCUCUUCGAAAUUAUGCACUGAACAUCUCUGAGAAGCGGAGACUAAGGUUUGUUCACUAGCCACCUGGAACCUGCAUUGUGUAUGUUAUGGCCCAGAGGGACAUUCAGGAGACACAAAUGAAGUAUCUCUCCGAAUGGGACCAGUGGAAGCGGUAUAGCAGCAAGUCUUGGAAGAGGUUCCUAGAGAAGGCUCGAGAGAUGACGACCCACCUGGAACUGUGGCGGGAGGACAUCCGCAGCAUAGAAGGGAAAUUUGGCACUGGGAUUCAGUCCUAUUUCUCCUUCUUGAGAUUCCUGGUGUUGCUGAAUUUGGUGAUAUUUCUGAUCAUCUUUAUGCUGGUUUUGCUCCCAGUCUUACUCACGAAAUACGAGAUCACCAACAGCAGCUUCAUGCUCAUUCCUUUCAAAGACAUGGAUAUACAAUGUACAGUCUAUCCAGUAAGCAGUUCUGGACUCAUUUACUUUUACAGUUAUAUCAUAGACUUGCUUUCUGGCACUGGUUUCCUGGAGGAAACUAGCCUCUUUUACGGACAUUACACCAUUGAUGGGGUGAAAUUUCAGAACUUCACCUAUGAUCUGCCCCUGGCGUAUUUGUUAAGCACAAUCGCCUCCCUGGCCCUGAGCCUUCUUUGGAUAGUGAAAAGGUCGGUGGAAGGAUUCAAAAUCAACCUGAUUCGGAGUGAGGAGCACUUUCAGAGUUACUGCAACAAGAUAUUUGCCGGCUGGGACUUCUGCAUCACUAACCGCAGCAUGGCGGAUCUGAAGCACAGCAGCUUGCGGUACGAGCUCCGAGCAGAUCUGGAGGAAGAAAGAAUGCGGCAGAAAAUAGCAGAAAGGACCUCAGAAGAAACAAUACGCAUUUACUCCUUGAGACUGUUUUUGAACUGUAUUGUUCUGGCUGUUUUAGGGGCAUGCUUUUAUGCAAUAUACGUAGCAACUGUCUUCUCGCAAGAGCACAUGAAAAAGGAAAUCGACAAGAUGGUUUUUGGAGAGAACCUCUUCAUAUUGUAUCUACCAUCUAUUGUGAUCACGCUGGCCAAUUUUAUCACCCCAAUGAUCUUUGCCAAGAUCAUCCGCUAUGAGGAUUAUUCUCCAGGCUUUGAGAUCCGUCUGACAAUCCUUAGGUGUGUCUUUAUGCGGCUGGCCACCAUAUGUGUCCUGGUGUUCACGCUGGGCUCCAAGAUCACAUCCUGUGAUGAUGACACAUGUGACCUUUGCGGCUACAACCAGAAACUCUACCCGUGCUGGGAGACCCAAGUUGGGCAGGAAAUGUACAAGCUGAUGAUCUUCGACUUCAUCAUCAUCUUGGCUGUGACACUCUUCGUGGAUUUUCCUAGAAAGCUCCUGGUGACCUACUGUUCCUCUUGCAAGCUGAUUCAGUGCUGGGGGCAGCAGGAGUUUGCCAUUCCUGAUAACGUCCUGGGGAUAGUUUACGGGCAAACCAUCUGCUGGAUCGGAGCCUUUUUCUCACCCCUUCUCCCUGCAAUUGCAACCCUGAAAUUCAUUAUCAUCUUCUAUGUGAAAGAGUGGAGUCUGCUUUACACCUGCAGACCCUCCCCCAGGCCGUUCAGAGCAUCCAAUUCUAAUUUCUUCUUCCUGUUGGUGUUGUUGAUCGGGCUGUGUUUGGCAAUAAUACCUCUGACAAUCAGCAUAUCACGCAUCCCUUCCUCGAAAGCCUGUGGGCCGUUCACCAACUUCAACACCACCUGGGAGGUCAUCCCCAAGACGGUGAGCACCUUCCCCAGCUCGCUGCAGUCCUUCAUCCAUGGUGUCACAUCCGAAGCCUUUGCAGUUCCUUUCUUCAUGAUUAUUUGCCUCAUCAUGUUUUACUUCAUUGCCUUAGCUGGAGCACACAAACGGGUGGUCAUCCAGCUCCGAGAGCAGCUAUCCCUGGAAAGUCGUGACAAGCGCUACCUAAUCCAGAAACUAACAGAAGCCCAAAGGGACAUGAGGAACUAACUAGACUGAGCGUGAAGAUGGUGCUGCCUGUUGCUUCUAAGCUGACCUAGUGAUUCUGCUGAGCCUACAGAGUCUACCUGGGUUUUGAGUGGACAUUUAAAAAUAUAUUUUUCUUGAGUUUA